Messenger RNA from Penicillium verhagenii, 1512 nucleotides. Its product is annotated as sterol esterase. Gene Ontology annotation, biological process: lipid metabolic process. Bases 1 to 1512 code for a protein of 503 amino acids. Lineage: Eukaryota; Fungi; Ascomycota; Eurotiomycetes; Eurotiales; Aspergillaceae. The record is from RefSeq and is a predicted model, not a curated record. The transcript has 3 exons.
AUGUCUCGGGUACCUUUUCUAGGGAGGUUAUUUUGGUUCGAGUAUCUAGCAUUGCUAGGGUCUCUGAUCCUGGUAUUCCUCGAGACUAUCAUUCAUCUCAUCACAUUCUGCCUUCCAUCGCCGAUAAUCCGAUUUUGCCACGACCAGUCGAAAAAGAUCUUCAAUGUAUUCAUCUCAAAAGAAGCACAGGAUACUCGCACAAAGGAAGAAAUCCUUGCUUCAUCCAUCGCUCAGGCGUCCGACUUCGUCGAUAUGUGCGCCCUGUUUGGAUACGAGGCUGAGGAGCACAUCGUCCAGACUACCGAUGGAUAUCUCCUUGGGCUGCAUCGACUAGCCUACCGAAGGGGGGAAGAAAAUAUGCGAGUCAAUCAGGGACCUGGCUCAAUCAACAAGAAAGUCGUCUAUCUUCAUCAUGGUCUCCUCAUGUCAAGUGAAGUGUGGGUCGCAUUGACCGAUGAGCAACGCUGCCUUCCCUUCCAGCUGGUCGAAAAGGGAUAUGAUGUCUGGUUGGGUAACAACCGGGGUAACAAAUAUGCUAAGAAAUCCAUCCAAUUCUCACCUGGAUCGAAUGAGUUUUGGGACUUCUCCAUUGAUCAGUUCGCCUUUCACGAUAUUCCCAACAGCAUUGAGUACAUCCUCGAUGUGACUGCCCAGCCAUCUUUAUCGUACAUUGGUUUCUCGCAAGGUACCGCACAAGCUUUCGCGACACUCUCCAUUCACCCACUUCUCAAUCAGAAGGUUGAUGUCUUCGUUGCCCUGGCACCGGCAAUGGCACCGUCCGGCCUGCGUAAUCGCAUCGUCGACUCUCUCAUGAAAGCCUCUCCAAACUUCUUGUUCCUUCUUUUUGGUCGACGCAGCAUUCUUUCUUCGACAACAAUGUGGCAGACAAUUCUUUAUCCCCCAAUUUAUGUCCGCAUCAUCGACACCGCCCUUUCAGUUCUUUUCAAUUGGCAAGGUCGCAAUAUCACCCGAACCCAGAAACUAGCCGCUUACCUCCAUCUUUACUCUUUCACGAGUACAAAAUCAGUUGUUCAUUGGUUCCAAAUUAUUCGCAAUAAAAACUUUCAGUUUUAUGACGAUGAGCUGCAAACCCCCUUCAGCAUCGUUGCCAGCGAGCGCUUCUACAAACCCGUGAAGUACCCAACCCGCAAUAUCAAGACACCAAUUGUGCUUCUUUAUGGUGACAGCGAUAGCCUUGUUGAUAUCAAUGUCAUGCUACAGGGCUUGCCUCGUGGGACUGUCGCCAAGCCUAUACCCACUUAUGAGCAUUUGGACUUCUUGUGGGCCGCGGAUGUAGACCGACAGGUCUUCCAUCAUGUCUUUGAUGCAUUGGAGAAACAUGGCGCGAAGAAUGUCAAUGGUGUUCAUGUUAAUGGCGUCAAUGAUAUCGAACAAACCCCAACUACUUUACUAGAGGACAAGGCCUCUGUCCCAACGCAUGCCUCGAAUAGCUCGCUGCCAAGGCAUCGGACAAACUUGGGGGUUGACCCUGCUUAUGGUGCAGCACCUUAG